AUGGAUGUAAUCGAUCUUUGCGACUCUGACGACUCUGACAAUGAUGGAUAUCCCCUUCAUCAAUUAAGAAGCGGUAGAGACGAGAAUGAUGCUAUUUCUUUAUCGUCUACAGAGGACGACUCAGCUGUCGUUGUUGUCGGAAUUGGACCAUCGGAAGAUGGUGGGACAAUGGUCGAUCGUAGCAUUGAUAUUGUUUCCCAAGCCAAUGCAAUAGAAAACCAGUUGGUCCCAGUUGCAAACCUAUUACCUAUGUUUGGGGCAGCUGAUGCUAGAAAUGAUGAAGAAGCACAACAUGAAAACCCAGUUCAUGGAAACUAUGAAACAACGCAGCAAGCGACCUCAUUUACGCAGGCCAAUGCUGCCAUCAUAAAUGUAACUGGAGUCACUCAGGCCAAUCCCGCGUUAGAUAGUGACAUUUACCGUUUUGUGGAUGGUGGGGUGGGUAAUGGUGCAACGGCAAAUCAAGGAGUCACAUUCGCUCGAGUGGCUUCACUGGCCGUUGGUUCAAACCAUUUACCAAUGCAUAUGCCCACUGCAGCUACUUGGGACAGUGCAACUGUACCUCAAACGAAGCAAGAAGAUCUAUGGGUUCAAGCUCCCGAAAUGUCACACCCCAUUCGAAAUAUUAAAAACAAUCAGAAUCAGAUAAAAAGAGAAGUCAAAAACGAAGAAAAGCCGGCAGGUCAACCCCGGGUUCAUGCACGAUGUGCUUCUCGCUUUUCGCCUACGAGCGGUAGUGAAGAUGAAAACAUGCCAGAUGUUGAUACUCGUGUGGGUGGAGAAAGAAUGGUGCCAAGAAUGAUGGAUUUCAAUUCAAAUCGACGCCACAAGAAGAAAAAAACUGCAAGGAAAGCAGUGGCUCGACCAGCACAUCGUUUGGAACCUGAUAAUGAAAGUGCUGGAGAUUACGAGCAAUGUUUGCAGGCACAACUGAUAGCAAAAAGAAUGAAGAGGCUCCAUGGUUCCAAUCGUGAUGAAGACAAUAACUCUUCGGACGAGAAUUCGGACGGCUCGUACUACAAUGCCAUUCCUGACGACGCAUUUUCUCCUGCCAAUCCCAACGAUGAGCAUUCUACACACCAAUUAGGAAAAAACGUUGAACCUGACAUAGAAAUGGGUGACAUGGCUGGAGGCGAAGAAAACAAAUUCGUUUUGCAGGAUCUGCAGAUACCUCAAGAGAACAAUAAUGGGGGUCUUCAGGAAGAGCGAACGUCGCAAGAUGUCUCUUACAUGAGCUCAUUGGAAGAUGCUAGGAGUAUAGGUUCGCUAGAGGGGCCCGUCGAACCAAUUCACAGACCAAAGUUUGCUCGAGGAAGAAGAAAACUGGAGGAUGACGAAUCAACCGACGCAGGCCAAGUUACGCCAAGUAGCGACGAUAAAUCUACAGACGAAAGCGAUGACAACAGUCUUAGUGGCCUCAAAAGUGAAACAGAGUUUCAGGGUGGCGUGGAUGAAUUUCCCGAUCUGAGAAGCAAAGAGAAUCUUGAUACUAUUGCAAGUCAGCUUUAUCCCAUGGAAAAAAUCGAGCAUCUUUGUUCGUUGGGACUUAACAGCGAAACAUCCCUACCAACAUACAAAUUCAGUGUCCACAGCAAAGAUGAACGCAUUAUCUAUGACUUUGAUGUCCGAGUGGACAAGUCGAACAUUCCAAACGCAGGGCGUGGUGUGUUCCUGAAAUUCAAAGGUGCCAGAGAGCUGAAGCCUUCGAGAAUAAGGAAGAAGCGCAAGCGUUCGACUCGUAAGCUACCCGAUCCUCUACCGGCUCUUCGCCCAGACGGCUCUGACGUUACCGUAAUGCUCAAAGGGGAAGAAUUCCCUGUCCCGAUCGGUUCCAAACGAAUGUACACUGAAUCAGACUUCGUUCCAGCUCCUCGACGAACCUUUUCAUCUUUGCAUCCAAAUUGUGGGGCGAUUGAGCUUGGUCAGUAUGGACCUUUUCGUCCGGAAGAUUGCAUAUCCGAAGAAAAGUAUGAUAUUCACAGCUUCCUGUUCUCAAAGAUACCAAGCGAAUGGGGUUUUGAUGUGCCGGAGAAAUUGGACGGCAAGUCACAGGUGAUAAAUAUCACAGAUGAGUUGACAGGGGAUACGCACGAAAUUGCUUGUCGACAUAUCCCAAUGUAUGUGAAUGAAGUCGGCCAUGACACAGCGUUGAAGCAGACCGUAAGUGCUCUGGACAAAGAUGAUAACAAAGUUUUCUAUUACGUGGCCAUUCGCGAACCAAUGAAGCAAGGGGACACAAUAGAGUUACUGGUUGCUUACGAAGGCUUGUACGAACAAGUCCGUGCAAGAAAGGGAUACGCAAAGGCGAACAUCCACAAAAAUGUCAGGGGUGACGACCAUUUUGGGAGCUUCUUGCAGAGGAACUUCUUCGACAGAGAAUACAUCUUAGAAGUCAUCGAUGAACUUAAACCUGACGAUAUAGGCAAUAUGAUGAAUUGGCUUCGUGUGACACAAUUAUCGCUUUCACUUAUUGUGAGCGAUUUCCUGAAUCAAGCAAAACAAGAAGACGACGGGGAAAAGCUUACUAACAUUCCGUUGGCGCAGCAGAUUGUCGCCCUGAGGAGAUUCGAAUGGAUUGCCAAACAUUUACAGCCAAACCUCAAACGGCAAAGGAGACACUGCGGAUCUAGCUGUAAAUUGCUGGAAGGACUCAAGUGGUUAGAAUGGAAGGAUUUGAUCGUAGCUUUGACCAGGCUCAAGAAUAUUGAGGAUGCGAAUAGAAAGAAUUUGUACGCAGCCCUCGAGCGAGAAAUUAUAGACGAGUUAUGCUACGAAAGGAAUGGGCGGAUAAUCACAUCACCGAUGCAAGAGACAUUUUGGUGUGGUCUUGCAAUGGACUUGACAAGAGAUCUAUGUGUCGCAACAGCGAAAGAAUUGUGGCAAACAGAGAGUGACAAGAAAUCCUUGAUGCAGACCUAUACCAAACUUGCGAAAGAUGCCGUACGAAAUGUUCUUACAGGACAGCACACAGAAAGCUUAGCUUUUGUACCCAAUUUCAAUGGUGAUUGCACUGGAGUUGCAGAGGAUGAAAUGCGAAAGUUGAACCCGAUACGGUCACUUGCUAUAGCGAAUGAAGAGAGCUCUGGUGAAGUGCUUUCUGUUUUGACAAAGUCUGACACGAUUACUCCGUUGGAGGACGCGAAUAAGAAACUCGCCGCGAUUCCAAGGGCAUUGACACUUGACUCGAAUGCAGGGGUCAAUUCUUCAUGGUACAUUUGCUGGCAAGUUUUACGCGUGGUUGACUCGUUUGCUCGUAAGUAUCUGAAGCGUUCUACAUACUCUUUGGCUGAUCUCAUCGGUCAAAUGGGUAUUGGUGACGAGACAAGUGUGAUUAUGGAGGAUGUUCUUACGAAAUAUGCUGAGAAGAGAGCAGCCAAGAAGCCAAAAGCGUCGUUUUCGAGUCCAGGCAAACCAAAAAAGAAGCGGAGAAAGAAGUCUGGUUCACCUGGUGGAGUUGCUGUUGCGAAAGCGGCUUUCUUUUGGCAUGUUAGUUGGAAAUGCUUGAAGGACAAGUGUGGGUGGAGGCUUGAACAUGGAAAUAGACCUGGAGAUUUUUAUGCUUUUCCACCGGGUGUUACGCGAAAAGGUGGCUUCAAAAAUCGGGUGCACUUUUUCGAUAGCGUAAAGCAGAUCCGAGAUCAGAUCCAAGCAGAUAAAAAAUUGAAGGAAAACGCUCUUUUGAAAAAUGCCCUAGCCGAGGAGGAGAAAUGUGUAGCUCUCUACAGGAAGCUAAAAGGCACCAAAUCUUUUCCAAGUUUUCAGUCGAACGAAAAAAGAAUUGAUUGGAUUUAUGAAGAAGUAAAGAAACAGAGGAAGGACUGA
This is a messenger RNA of Cylindrotheca closterium, 3822 nucleotides long. NCBI's taxonomy places the organism in Eukaryota, Bacillariophyta, Bacillariophyceae, Bacillariales, Bacillariaceae. The record is from the annotation of a GenBank genome assembly.